CGGCCAUUCAAAUAACUAGUGCCCACUGCUUUAUCGCUCGUGUUGUAGACUUGUUCUUUGUAGUUAAGACCACGCAGGACCAUGGCAGACACUAAAGCACGAGGCCCACAGAAAGAUCCGACCAACUUUGUUCACCAGAAUGCUAUUUUAUGUGAAACAAUCACAAAAGAACUACGGCACAACAAGCUUUAUUUACAGUACCACGUAAACCCCUUUCGAAAAAUACAUACAUUAACAGGGAAACCAAAUUCAACACAUGAUUCAGAGGAUGGCGAAGAAGAUACUCACUUUCUUAAAGUAAUAAAAAGGGCCCAUGAAGAACCAGUCAGAAAGUAUGCUAAUCCUCAAACAGAGGCUCAGGAAAUAGGCUGGAUCACAAGACCACUGAUUGAUCAGGAUAGAGGUGACAGACGGUUAGACUUCAGAAGGCAAAACACUCAGAUAACAAAGUACAUGGAUGAAGCCUGGAGAUUAAAAGAACAGACAGAAAACCUCAACUAAGAGCAAAUGUGCAUUAAUUCCAAGUGUAAAUCUGUGAUAAAUAGGGAGUCAUCUAGUGGUUACUGUUAAACAGCUUUGUUAUGAAAGUCAUUACAGUUCUAGACAACUUCUAUAUCAAGUCUCUAUACAAAACAGACUACAUUUUGAUACAUUAUCAUUGAUGGUCUUUAAUUGAUUAAGCAGAAUUCUUUGUUUGCCUGUAAGAUGGCAAUUUAGCAUCUUGUCCCAGUGAAGAUUUUAGACCACUUGUAUGGCUACAGUAUCGCAAUAUGCACAUCCAUGGGCCUGCAUUUGUAUAUAUAAAUCUGACUCAUUUGUUUUAUUAAAUGUCUUUUAUACAUACUAAUAUCAUUGUA
Messenger RNA from Liolophura sinensis, 857 nucleotides. Its product is annotated as cilia- and flagella-associated protein 144-like. The transcript is spliced from 4 exons. Gene Ontology annotation, cellular component: ciliary base. The record is from RefSeq and is a predicted model, not a curated record. NCBI's taxonomy places the organism in Eukaryota, Metazoa, Mollusca, Polyplacophora, Chitonida, Chitonidae. The coding region runs from base 82 to 501 and encodes 139 amino acids.